Malus domestica (apple) is the source of this 2179-nucleotide messenger RNA. Its product is annotated as scarecrow-like protein 13. Gene Ontology annotation, cellular component: nucleus. Gene Ontology annotation, molecular function: DNA-binding transcription factor activity; sequence-specific DNA binding. The record is from RefSeq and is a predicted model, not a curated record. Gene Ontology annotation, biological process: regulation of DNA-templated transcription. NCBI's taxonomy places the organism in Eukaryota, Viridiplantae, Streptophyta, Magnoliopsida, Rosales, Rosaceae.
AACACAUAGUUCUAGUUCUAGACAUGACAGAAGGAUUGCUCUCUGGCUCCUGACUCCUGACUCCUGAAGAAGAGGAAUCUGAAAGUUAAGGUUUUGCCGACCCACCAUUCCCAGCUGACCUGAGCUCACUAAUUCAGCUGACUUGCCUUCUCUGCGAUUAAGAUUUGGUGGUUCUCUUGUGAUUUUUCUUCCACAGUUGAAGCAGUUUGUCACUUUUAUUGAGAUUCAGUUUAAGAUCUAUUAGACGGGCGAUCGAGUAAAGUUUUAGGAACAUAUAUUAGGUGAGAAUCCUUCUCUGGAUUGGUCCAACAUUUCAUUUCUUUAUAUGAAAACAUCUCAGCAACACCGAGGUAUAGCGUUGUAUCACCAGCCUGUGCAGCAGAUUGAUCGCUGUGGUUUCCAAAUUUUGGAAAACAGCAUGUAUCCGGAUACUGGUAGCCAAGGAAACAAUCUUUCCUUUCAAACCGACAAGGAUGACAAGGAGCAGUUCUUUACCCUGGAAUCAUCUCCAUCCACUGACUUUCUACCCUGCGAUUCCCCAUCUGCUAUUAGUGGCUUGUCUAACAGGAGUCCAUUUUCACCGCAAGGUUCUCACUCGUGCUUUUCUGAUCAGCACCAUUCCUCUGGCAACAAUUAUGGAUCACCAAUAAGUGGGUGCUCCAUAAUUGUGGAUGAUGACUUCAAGUACAAGCUCAGGGAAAUGGAAGUUUCAUUGCUAGGACCUGAUUCGGAUAUUGUUGACAGCCACUUUUGUUCUCACAGGAGUGGUAUGGCAAGGUGGAGCCAGAGUCAAAUAGCCGAAACGAUACCUAAGUUAAACCUAAAAGAUGUUCUCAUUGACUGUGCACGUGCGAUAUCCGAAAACGAAUUAGACAAUGCAAUAUGCUUGAUGGAAGUUUUGGGGCAAAUGGUGUCAGUCUCUGGGGAGCCAAUGCAAAGACUGGGGGCUUACAUGUUGGAAGGUCUCAGAGCAAGGUUGGAAAGAUCAGGGAGUUCGAUCUACAAAACCCUAAAAUGUGAAGUUCCAACGAGCUCGCAACUUAUGUCAUACAUGUCUGUCCUCUAUAAGAUCUGCCCAUAUUGGAGGUUUGCUUACAUGUCUGCAAACGUUGUCAUUCGGGAAGCGUUGGAGAAUGAGCCAAGAAUCCACAUAAUUGAUUUUCAGAUUGCACAGGGCAGCCAGUGGAUUCCCCUCAUCCAAGAUCUAGCUCGUCAGCCUGGUGGCCCACCACGUAUCCGAAUCACAGGCGUUGAUGAUACCCAAUCAGAGCAUGCUCGUGGUGGGGGACUUCAUAUCGUGGGUAAUAGGCUUUCAGAGCUUGCUGCAUCAUGCAACGUGCCAUUUGAGUUUAAUGCUGCCGCCAUGUGUGGUUCUGAGGUUGAACUUCAUAAUCUCAGGAUUCUACCUGGUGAAGCCAUAGCCGUUAAUUUUCCAUACGUGUUGCACCACAUGCCAGAUGAGAGUGUGAGCACUGAAAAUCACAGAGAUCGUUUGUUAAGGCUGGUUAAGAGUUUAUCGCCCAAAGUUAUGACACUUGUGGAACAAGAAUCCAACACCAACACUUCCCCAUUCUUCUCAAGGUUUGUUGAAAUGGUAGAUUAUUAUACAGCAAUGUUUGAAUCAAUUGACGUAGCUUGCCCAAGAGAUGACAAACAGCGGAUCAGCGCAGAGAUGCACUGUGUGGCUAGAGACAUCGUGAACAUGGUUGCUUGUGAAGGAGCCGAGAGGGUGGAACGCCAUGAACCUUUCGGGAAGUGGAGGUCAAGGCUAACGAUGGAUGGAUUUACUCCAUACCCGCUGAGUCCUAAAGUGACGGAGGCUAUCAGGGUUCUGUUGAAGGAAUAUCACGGGAAUUUUAGAGUUCAAGAGGCAAAUGGGGCUCUCUACCUUAGUUGGAUGCAAAGAGCUAUGGCAACGUCUUCUGCAUGGAGGUGAACCAGAGGGUGACUGCAAAACCUGUUAAAUUUCUAAUUUCGUGUUGUUUUAUGACGCUUAGAGCAUGAAAGACUGAUUGUGUAAAUUUUGGUAGGAAGAGUUCCUAGUUGUAGUCCCAAACCUGAAUCUCGAAAUUCGGUGAUGUAAAAAUGUCGGCCUUGCAAAGAAAGAGAAUAGCUCUCACUUUUACUGCAGUUUUACCCUUUUUGUCUUCGGCUUUUCACCAAACAAAAACUACCUUUA